UAUCAAGAAACCUCCAACUGGCCAAGUCUCUUCGAGCUCUCGGUUCUCAAUCUCUCUUGUUUUCUCCCUCGAAUUUGAAACCCUAGCUCUUUGAUUUUCUCAAUCUUCGUCGUUUGUUCUUGGAGAUCGAUCGUGAUUUCUAUUCUUGUGUGAUUUGAUGAAAGGGAGUCAUGGCGUCUCCCAAGUCUUCGUCUAAUAGCACUCUUCCUCUCAUCCUCGAUAUUGAUGAUUUUAAGGGGGAUUUCUCUUUUGAUGCGUUGUUUGGGAGCUUGGUGAACGAGCUACUGCCGUCUUUCCAAGAAGAGGAUGGGGUUUCGCAUGAGGGGAUCGAUGGGUUGCCGAAUGGCCAUGGUCGCAUGCCAUCGGAUGUGCUGAAGGGCGGGCAGGGGCAGUCGACGCCGCUGUUCCCGGAGGUGGAUACGCUUCUCGCGCUCUUCAAGGAUUCCUGCAAGGAGCUCAUUGAUCUCCGCCACCAGGUUGAUGCGAGAUUGCAGAACUUAAAAGAGGAGGUCGCUGUCCAAGAUUCUAAGCACAGGAAGACUCUUGCACAGCUAGAAAAAGGUGUAGAUGGUCUUUUUGCAAGUUUUGCCAGGCUAGACACUCGAAUCUCUAGUGUGGGCCAGACUGCCGCCAAAAUUGGAGAUCACUUGCAGAGUGCAGACUCCCAAAGAGAAACUGCCACCCGAACAAUAGAACUCAUCAAGUAUUUGAUGGAGUUCAAUAGCAGUCGUGGGGACCUAAUGGAGCUAUCCUCUUUAUUUUUGGAUGACAGUCGUGUUGCCGAGGCAGCUUCAGUUGCACAGAAAUUGCGUGCAUUUGCUGAGGAGGAUGUUGGAAGGCAUGGCAUUAAUAUGCCAUCUGCAGUGGGUGCUGCAAAUGCUAGUAGGGGCUUAGAAGUCGCAGUUGCAAAUCUACAAGACUACUGUAAUGAGUUGGAGAACAGACUGUUGGCCCGGUUUGAUACAGCCUCACAGAAACGAGAAUUAUCAACAAUGGCUGAGUGUGCUAAAAUUUUAUCUCAGUUUAACAGGGGGACUAGUGCAAUGCAACAUUAUGUGACAACUCGACCAAUGUUCAUUGAUGUAGAAGUUAUGAAUGCGGACACCAAGUUGGUUCUUGGUGAUCAGGGAUCACAAGCUAGCACUGACAACAUUAAGCAUGGGCUGACUACAUUCUACAAAGAAAUUACAGAGACUGUGAGAAAAGAGGCAGCAACCAUAAUGGCUGUGUUCCCUUCUCCUAAUGAUGUCAUGUCAAUCCUUGUACAUCGAGUUUUAGAGCAGAGGGUGGCUGCUGUUCUUGAGAAGCUAUUGGUGAAACCACCCCUUGGAAACUUGCCUCCUGUUGAGGAAGGAGGUGCCCUACUUUAUCUCAGAAAUCUUGCAGUGGCAUAUGAGAAAACAAAAGAACUUGCUAAAGAAUUACAGACUGUCGGUUGUGGUGAACUAGACGUUGAGGGCCUCACAGAGUCGUUGUUUCUUGCCCAUAAAGAUGAAUAUCCUGAAUAUGAACAAGCAUCUCUUACACAACUAUUUGACUUGAAGAAGGAAGAGUUGCUAACUGAAGUUCAGCAACAAUCAGACUUAACAGGGACCAUCUCGCGUUCAAAAGGAGCUCCAAGCUCUUAUCCACAGCAACAGAUAUCUGUUACAAUAGUAGCAGAGUUUGUGCGGUGGAAUGAGGAAGCAAUAACUAGAUGCACUUUAUUUUCUUCUCAGCCUGCCACGCUUGCAUCUAAUGUGAAUUCAAUCUUCACUUGCUUGCUCGAUCAAGUAAGCAAGUACUUAAUUGAGGGGCUUCAACGAGCCAUAUAUAGUUUGAAUGAAGUGGCAAGUCUGCGGGAGAAAUAUGUGCUCGGACCACUUGUCACUAGAAGGGUAGCUGCAGCUGCCGCCUCUGGGGCAGAGGCGGCUGCAGCUGCUGGUGAAAAUAGUUUCAGAUCUUUCAUGAUUGCUGUGCAGCGAUGUGCUAGUAGUGUGGCAAUACUUCAACAAUACUUUUCAAACUCCAUAGCUCGACUCCUACUUCCUGUGGACGGUGCUCAUGCAGCUGCUUGUGAGGAGAUGGCAACAACAGUGUCAAGCAUAGAGGGAACCGCACAGAAUGGUCUUAUAUUGUGCAUUGAAACUGUGAUGGCUGAGGUUGAGCGCUUGCUAUCUUCAGAGCAGAAGGCUACUGAUUUUCGUACUCCUGAUGAUGGAAAUGCUCCUGACCAUCGGCCAACAAAUGCGUGUACACGGGUUGUAGCUUAUCUCUCACGUGUGCUUGAAGUUGCAUUCACUGCUCUCGAAGGUCUCAACAAACAAUCAUUCUUGACAGAACUGGGAAAUCGGUUUCAGAAAGGUCUGCUUAAUCAUUGGCAGAAGUUCACCUUUAGUGCAAGUGGUGGGCUACGGUUGAAGCGUGACAUAACCGAGUACGGAGAGUUUGUCCGAAGUUUCAAUGCCCCAUCAAUUGAUGAGAAAUUUGAACUGCUGGGCAUAAUGGCUAAUGUUUUUAUUGUUGCACCCGAAAGUCUUGCAUCCUUGUUUGAGGGAACUCCGAACAUCAAAAAAGAUGCAUUAAGGUUCAUUCAGCUCAGAGAGGAUUUCAAGUCUGCUAAGAUUGCAUCUAGGCUUGGCAGCAUCAUGUCAGAAGCAUAGAUUUAACUAUUAUACAGAGACAGAUAUUAUUGGUACACAGGUUGUCUGAGUGCUCUCAACAGCUUGAGAUGACAGAGGGUGAUAUGCCUUUCCAGUCACCUUUCGCAAAUCACGAUCAUAUGCGAGGUCGGGUGAGCAAUUUGAGGUCCAACUUUGCUUGUAAAUUCAUUUAUUUUGAUUGGAUGCCCGGGUGGUUGUAUUUAGAAUUUAACAUACUAGUGGUGGUUGUAACCUUGAGAGCUGUGUUUUUGUUCA
Molecule: messenger RNA, 2897 nt
Organism: Dioscorea cayenensis subsp. rotundata (Guinea yam)
Lineage: Eukaryota; Viridiplantae; Streptophyta; Magnoliopsida; Dioscoreales; Dioscoreaceae
Product: exocyst complex component 5
Exons: 26
Coding region: 171-2642 (823 amino acids)
Biological process (GO): Golgi to plasma membrane transport; exocytosis
Cellular component (GO): exocyst; cytoplasm
Source: RefSeq, a predicted model, not a curated record